This is a messenger RNA of Nyctereutes procyonoides (raccoon dog), 1787 nucleotides long. It is a transcript of the gene TIMCC, whose product is annotated as family with sequence similarity 136 member A. The coding region runs from base 54 to 470 and encodes 138 amino acids. NCBI's taxonomy places the organism in Eukaryota, Metazoa, Chordata, Mammalia, Carnivora, Canidae. The transcript has 3 exons. The record is from RefSeq and is a predicted model, not a curated record. Gene Ontology annotation, cellular component: cytoplasm.
CCGAGCGGGGCCCAUGUGGGCGCCGGCGCCGAGGGCUGCAGCGCGGGGUCGCCAUGGCGGAGCUGCAGCAGCUGCGGGUGCAGGAGGCGGUGGACUCCAUGGUGAAGAGUCUGGAGAGGGAGAACAUCAGGAAGAUGCAGGGCCUCAUGUUCCGGUGCAGCGCCAGCUGCUGUGAGGACAGCCAGGCGUCCAUGCAGCAGGUGCACCAGUGCAUUGAACGCUGCCAUGCGCCUCUGGCUCAAGCCCAGGCCCUGGUGACCAGUGAGCUGGAGAAGUUCCAGGACCGCCUGGCCCGGUGCACCAUGCAUUGCAAUGACAAAGCCAAAGAUUCAAUAGAUGCAGGAAGUAAAGAGCUUCAGGUGAAGAGGCAGCUGGAGAGUUGUGUGACCAAGUGUGUGGAUGACCACAUGCACCUCAUCCCAACCAUGACCAAGAAGAUGAAGGAGUCUCUCUUGUCCAUUGGGAAAUAGAAGUCUUUGCAGUUGGCCAUCGGAACUGACAGCGGGAAUCUAUUUAAAAAGAAACAAGACUUUUGGUCUUUUAAGUGACGUUUAUGAAGAAAUUAAGGUUGGCAGCAAAUUUGAGGCUUGUGUCACUUGCCUCUGGACACUGGUUUCUUUACCUUUCAAUCCUAGAAAGUGAAGUGGAAAAAACUGGUGCUAAAAUUUGGGUCAGAGAUGGCACAGGAGAGUUUUUGUUAGCCUAAAUUUCAUGUGCUUGUCCUGGCAGUAGGGAUCUCCCUUGUACUAAGCCAGAGCCCUGCAAAGUACCAGAUUCUUCUUACUACACAGGUACCAACAGGCUGGCAGGUUCCUGUAACCUGCCUGGAAUCUGGUGGUUUGCGCAGAGGUGUUUCUGUUUGUUGCCAACCUCCUGUUUACCAGAAGGAUCACCAAAUCGUAUCCAUAAGCUGUCAAACAAAAUCCACAAGGUCACUAAUCUAGAAGGGGGGAAAAAAAAGGUUUCUGGGUCUUGGUUUUGCUUGUUUUUUUAUAUAGAAGGGCAUGAAAUGGAUUUAAGAUAUGGAGUUGGGAGAGGUAAGAACUUUGAACAGUUCUUGGGGUUAUCUGUUUCUGGCCAUCAAGAUGUGGGUGUGCAUUUCUUGAAAUACACACCCCAUCUUUCAGCUAGGAGAGAGACCCUGCAAAAACAUGACAGGUGAUGUUUCCAUUGGGUAUGGGAAGCAGAUCUUCCCUCUCUGCCAGCUCCCAUGAUGGGCCCCGAGGCUAUCUGCAGCAGAGCGACAGGACAAUCUCACAGUGACACUUUCCUUUUUGAAGGGAAAGGGGUUUUUGACUGCAUCAUUAACCAGCAUCCAGGAAUGAACACUGAAGGAGGAGCUCUUGUCUUCUUAAUUAAGAGAGUUAUUAAGUACUGGCUUUGGAAAAACCUGGUUUUUAUGGAACAGAAUGGGAUGAAAACCUAAACUCAGUAUUGCUUAUUUUGCCCCCAAAAUAACAGAGUCCUAUUCAGACAAUCACUUGGUGACAGGAAGGUCAAAGGAGAAAAAGUAGGCAACUCAAGGGUGGGCUGUGAUCCCUUUAAAACAGAAGAGGGGCAACCCCCCACCCCAUUACCAAAUGCCACCCUUGCCCCAGGACCUUUGCAGCAAGCCGUGUUCCUGCCCCAGCUCUAGCACCUUUUCAUUUUGAUAAAGACCUUACUGUCUUUUUACCAACUUACUACUUGAAAUGAUGAUAUAGCCUGCGUUUGGUGUCUCAAGGCUGUGAUCUAUUUUCCUAGUGGUUCAGUUUUAAAAAAUAAAUAAGGUUUAGUUUUUUCCUCCA